Molecule: messenger RNA, 8185 nt
Organism: Micropterus salmoides (largemouth bass)
Lineage: Eukaryota; Metazoa; Chordata; Actinopteri; Centrarchiformes; Centrarchidae
Gene: socs5b
Product: suppressor of cytokine signaling 5b
Exons: 2
Coding region: 513-2204 (563 amino acids)
Biological process (GO): intracellular signal transduction; phosphatidylinositol phosphate biosynthetic process
Cellular component (GO): phosphatidylinositol 3-kinase complex
Molecular function (GO): 1-phosphatidylinositol-3-kinase regulator activity
Source: RefSeq, a predicted model, not a curated record
UCCUCCUCUCUCCGUUCAUUGGUGACACGAGGCGCCCAUCACGCGGAACCAGCUCCGGGGCAUUCCCUAUCCGCGUGCUGCGUCGGAAAUAGCCGUCUUGUCCCUUUCCUCCAUUGGACUGAGCCGCUGCCAGUCGGUUUCCCUCACGUUGAACACCGUCCGCCUCUCCGGCUCUGUGUCUAGUGAGACCGCUGUCAUAUUGGCUGCUAGAAGCAGCAGCGACCACGGCCGAAAAGAAGACCCCCACCAUGAUGAAGAACGGGCUUUCGCGGAACUUAAAGAAUAAUUUAGCCUUUUAAAUAAUUUUGAUUAGUAUUUAACUGAUUAUUUUUCAAGUAUUCGGGAUGAUACCAUCAAGUAUUCAAGUAACGUUACCUUUAGUGCUUUCAUCCGACACCGUGGUCCGCAAGGGGGAUGUAUGCCUGACUCCUCGUAAUAGCCAUUUUUUGCAGACAAAGAGAGCUUUUGAAUAGGGAUUUCAGAAGGCACAAGGGUCCCAGGGGCUCCUAUUGAUGAAGAAAGUGUGCAACAUGUGGAGCAACCUGAAGAACAAAUGUCAGACACUCUUUCACAACAACAGUUCAGCACCCAGUGAAAACAGGGUUGAGGCCGAUGCCGUCCACUGUGUGGUGGAUCUUGGCCAAGGUGGCAGCUCAGGUGAGGCACAGGCAUCAGGAUCCUCCAGUCCAUCACGGAGCCUCCUGCCAGUGCCAAUGGCAACAGCAGGACGGCGCCAUCAUAACUGUGUGUCAGACAUCCCUCAGAUUGUAGAGAUCACUAUCGACAAGGACACUGAGGAUGUGCGGGAGGGUUCAGGGGGGGUUCCCAUGGCCCGGAGAGACUCCUAUUCUCGUCAUGCUCCAUGGGGGGGCAAGAAAAAACACUCAUGUUCCACCAAAACCCAGAGCUCUCUGGAAGCAGAUAGGCGGUCUGGGCGCAUACGGGGAAGUGGGAACCGUAGGGACAGACGUUAUGGAGUGUGCUCCAUCCAGGACAUGAGCGACUCUGUAUCUGGAGGACGCAGUCUGAAUGCUCGGUCUUUGCGCCAGCGGCUAAGUGAUACAGUAGGGCUGUGCUUACCCCUGCCCCCUCGCAGACACACUCGCUCAUCUAAGAACCCUGUAACCUCCAAACGUAAGAUUCACCUGACAGAGCUCAUGCUGGAGACUUGCCCCUUCCCACCAGGUUCAGACCUUGCUCACAAGUGGCACUUGAUCAAGCAACACACAGCACCGGUCAGCCCGCAUUCCUCCACUGCCCUUCUGGAUGCCUUUGACCCAGCCCACCCCUCGCCUGAGGAUGAGGAGGAACGUCUGCGUGAACGCCGCAGACUUAGCAUUGAGGAAGGUGUGGACCCACCGCCUAAUGCACAGAUCCACACCCUAGAGGCCUCAGUGCCAGGCUCCUCUCUCUACAAACUGGGACCAAAGAUGGCUCCUGGCAUGGGAGAGGCCUCUGGGGAAGGCCGGGCCUCAGGGACUGGCAACUCAGUGGGUGCUGGAUCAUCAGGUGCCUGUGGGCAGGUGUUGGGGGCUGCAGUGUCAGCCCAGGACUGUGACUCUGAGGAGGAUUCGACCACCCUCUGUCUGCAGGCUAGGAGGCCCAAGCAGAGGCACGCUUCUGGGGAAGGUCACCUGAGCCGGCAGCAACCUGGGCCCUGGAAGGUUCACACCCAGAUAGACUACAUCCACUGCCUGGUACCGGACCUGUUGCAGAUCACAGCUCUGCCCUGCUACUGGGGCGUGAUGGACCGCUACGAGGCUGAGGCUUUGCUGGAUGGACGCCCAGAGGGCACCUUCCUGCUGCGUGACUCAGCCCAAGAGGACUACCUCUUCUCCGUUAGCUUCCGCCGUUACAACCGCUCACUGCACGCCCGCAUCGAGCAAUGGAACCACAACUUCAGCUUUGACGCUCAUGACCCUUGUGUUUUCCACUCUUCCACCGUCACAGGACUGCUGGAGCACUACAAGGACCCCAGCGCCUGCAUGUUUUUUGAACCGCUGCUUACAACACCUCUCCAUCGGACCUUUCCCUUUGGCCUGCAGCACCUGGCACGGGCCGCCAUCUGCCGCUGGACCACUUACGAUGGUAUAGGCUCUCUGCCGCUUCCCCCUGCCCUGCAGGACUUCCUCAAGGAGUAUCACUAUAAACAGAAAGUACGAGUUCGCUGGCUGGAGAGGGAACCGCCACUCAAGGUCAAAUAGGGUGGGCUUCUCCAUUGCCUGUACACACACUGCAGGAGGAUUACAGAACUUGACAAAUUCUUCAUUAGCCAAUAAAGAGGCUAUACUGACAUGGCUCUCUUUCUGGUGUGGGAUGGAAUUUAAAUGUAACAAGCUACACAAGAUUCAUUCUAAUCUUUGUUUUAGUUAUUACUUACAUCACAGAAAAUACAUAUGAUUAUAUUCAGUAUAACGCUGUAUGGCAAGCACAUGUUUUUGUGUUGAGCAGGUUGGUUUGACAUGGAGGGAAGGCACAAAUAUCAGUGCUUUGUGUCUUUUCUUUCCUGAUUUGUGCUAAAUGUCUGCCUGAUCCCACGACAUCACCUUGCCUGUAGACCUGUCCGCAUGCCUUCCUUAAUCAUCCCAAAUUGCUGUUUAGGCCCACAUGGCUAUGUUGUACAGUUCACUUUGUGCUUUCUAUAUUUUUUUUUUUUUUUCCUUAAUUUGUCAAAGCACCUAGUGGAGCACCUACCCAAGGGGUUUAAGGUGUGUGUAGGUUGAGAGGGCACCUGGAGGUGCUAUUUGUAUUUUGCAGUCAGAGCUUGUCCUAUGGAUAGAGCUGCAUAAGGCACAUCCUUUGCCAUCUCUUUGCACACAUCAGCUAAGCCAGAGAUGGGGCAGAUUCUGAGAGGGGUCCAUACAGUUCAGGACAGCACAUCAGGGAAAUGAAGAGCUAUAGUUGUUUUUUAGAAACUCUAGCAGUAAUGGCGAAUGAUUUUGUGAGCAAGCUCAACUUUAUUCCAACAGUGCAGAAUUGCUUUCAAAACAGGAGGGACAGAUUCUAAGGAAAUAUUCUGACGAUUCUUUCCAGUGUUACAGUUGUCAAAGCAGUGCGUUAGUUCUUUGCUGGCCACAGGCAUUUCAGCUCUGUGCACACUAUUGUGCAUAUAUGCACACAUUUAAUUUCUUCUUGUACGAAAUGUAGCUCCUAGAGUAACAUUUGAGCAGUCUGGUGUCUUUAUGGAAUUGUGUUAUGGCUUUAUAUUGUUUACACCUGCUUCUUUCAGUUACCACCUUUUGGUGGCAUCUGGCAUACAGAAACCUUUUAUGACCAUGUGUAUCCUAGUUCAUUAUUUUUCUUUACCAGACACUUGUGACAUUGGUGCAGAUGGCUUUGCACUUUACUGGUUACAGUAAGGAAUGCUGACAAGUCAAGGCUUGAGGGUACAUGUGACAAGUGGUAGGUGAAGACAAAUGGUGACAGUUCAAAAUGCCAGUGUCCCUUUAACCAUGACUCGAGAUGAUCUGCUCAUACUUGUGAGGCUUGUUUGUGAAUGGGCUGUUUCAUGGAAGACACCAUAUAGAUCAUAAAUGAGGAGGAUGGCUAACAUCACAUGAUACUUCAACAAAUAGACUCAAUAAGACAGAAUUGUGAACUACAGUUACAACUCCCAUGAUAAGAUGGCAGUACUCUUUUCCUCAAUAAUUUAUAUUUCUUUUAUGAAAUGUUUUAAAAUGUGUUGAGCUGUUUUUAUGAACUGUGUUACCAACGGAAAGAGGUGACAGUCUUUUCUGAGGAUUUGAUGUCCCCUGCUUUUAUAAGAUAUUACUAUAAGGUCUCAACCCCAACAAAUGCCCUCGUUGCCCGGUUGCAUUUAUAGUCCUAAUUAAAACAUUGAGUGCAGGCAACAUUCUACUCUCGAGAAGUUAGAAGAUCUUUAAGAGAUGUUAUCUAAAUGAUUUUAGUUGUGUGACUUGGGACAUAAACACUGCUGGCUAGCCAGUCAUUUAUGUUGUGUUGUCAUUGUGAAGAGAAAAUAAGUGUAACCUAUGUGCCUUUUUUAGAGAACCAUUUAUUGUGUUCCAUAAUCAGUUGCGUUGUAGUCCAAACCUGGAGCAGCAAAUGCUUCAACACAGUCCUCACUGAUGCCAUGAAAUGAGACUGAAGAGAAUAAUAAUAAUAAUAUUUAAAAUGAUAAUAAUGAAGAGGUGCUCUAAGCUCAAUUAUGGUGCACGUCAAAGAUUUUGUAACAAUAAAAUGUUAGUGGUGCUAUUUUGGUUAAGCUAUGACAGAUUAUUGAAAUAACUUGUACAUUAGUUACAUCUGUUCUCACUCACUAAUGCAUGCAUUAGUCUCUUGCCACAUUAUGGCCUGUAUGGUGGUAGUAUUAGGUUAGUGGGUCCAAUGCCAGCCCUACUGUAACAUUUCAGUGCAAGUUAUGUCCAGCCCUCACAUGUUGCUUCUAGUCUGCAACUUGACAUACACAUCCUAAUGAGAGCAUGAAGGUUAACCCUUCACUGUGAGCAUUUCGAUCUGAAUAGUCCAACAUUCUGAUUAUACUAGCCAUCAGCAACAGUGUUUAAUUCAUAAGCAACGCUGUUUGCUCUAACUCUCAAUUAGUAGUAAAUACACAUUACUUAGCUCUUUUAGAAAUGUAAUUAGUUGGACUUUUAAUAGAACAUGUGAGCAAAUGACUGUGGGAGGAUGAGAUUGGUGGAGACAAGCCGUGGCUCCCUUAAGGCAUUUAUAGAAAACAAUUUCUAAUGUGAAUGUAAUUAGCUGUAGAUGAAACCCCCCACAGGUAAUUUGUAAAACAAAAUAAUAAAACUGAAACACUUGUGAGCUGAUGAUCACUGGAAAGGUUAAUCUGUUUAGUUUGUGUUUAUCAUGUGUCUGAACAGCCUGCACAUAUGUUAAAGGUUAUUGUAGUUCUCAUCCGUGAGGAUGAAUCAUGAACAAAUGUCGUGUUUCUUUGCCCCUGAAUAUCUGAGUCUGUGACCAAAGCUCUUACACACAGCUAUGUGUAAUAACUUGUAGGCUGAAGCUUAUGAAUGUGUUCAAUGCUGUUUAAAAUUAAUCUAAAUUAGAUUUCAGAUUUACAAACAAGUGAAAGUUGGUUCCGUACUACAGUAUGUUGGACUACUCUUUUUUGUUAGUAUAUCCAUAGGGGAGAACCUGGCACUGUCAGGCCCACACCUACACCCUGAAAUCUGUCAUUCAGCACUGAACACCUCUCUGUCAAACCAUUAUCGUAUUUUCACUUGUCAGGCUGACAACAAUUUUUAUGCAGGUGGUAAAAGAUAAUUGGUGUAGGUAUAAGAGUUGAUAUUUCCAAUAACUCCUUUUACUCUCUCCCCUGGCUUGUGAAUUAAUCAGAAUUUAUACAUUUCCUCACAUAAAGGUCCCAAACAUUUUCCACUGACCCGCACUUUGUUCUCAGAAAGCUUGAAUACCGCAUGUUAAUCACUUAUAUGUGUUCGAGUGCCAGGAGUGAGUGUUAAGCGGGGUUGACGUAUGAGUUCCCUGUAUGCACACUUCAGUGUUUCAGGAUUCAGGAUCCACAAAGUCAGAGAGAGAUGACAUGUAUAUCUAUUUGAAAACCCACACAUACUAUCUUGCUCACUGUCACCUGUCCAUCAUGCUACUGCCUAGCAAUAGAGUACCACUCCUUACAGUGCCCCACCCGACUUGCAGGCACUAAUCACAGGCUAAUUUUACCAUGUUGGGAUAUAAAUUAACUGGGUACUAAAAGGGCUGCUCUGUGUUGCCUUAUGGCUGCUGUGUGGCUGAGGGAGGCCUUUUUUGUUAUUAUAUCCAACUGCGCUCUCACCAUCUGGCCACAUCCCUAACAUCACUGUGCUGAUGUCAAGGUGACUGUGGUGUAGAGUGAACUAAGGCCCGUUUGUCCUGCCCUCUGCUCUCUAUCCAACCCCGUUAGGACGAUGUCAGGCUGAAGUUAACAUUAGGGAGCAGGGGGAGGAGAGAUGGAGCUGGCUCACUGAGAGCCCUGGCUUCCUGUUGUGGCAACGGCGUGCUCACAGAGAGGGCUAGGGAUCUGUUGAAGUAAAUAGCACUUUAAUUGUGUAUUUGUGUUCUACAGUGCAGCCUAAGUAUUAGGACAGUGAUGUUUUUUGUUGUAGUGGCUCUUUAUUCCAGCAUCCUGGUUUUUAAAAUGACUACGUUGGGCUUAGUGACAACUUUGUAUCCAUAUUUGGUAUACAUGGUAGGAAUUGUACAGCUUUUAGAAAUUGAAUAACCUUUAACAAAUGUAAGUCAUCAUAUUUAGUAUUUGGUUGAACAGCUUUUGCAAUUAGUCACUACUGAAUUCUGACACAUACAUGAGCAGCCACUUUGUGGUAAGGUUUGUAACUGUUGUCAUUUUUAUUCUUGCUUGUUUUGGUCUUUAGCAGGAGAACCAUCCUCAUUUGGACUGAGGUCUGACGUGACUCGGUCCUCAUUGGUAGCCUUGUUUGUAUGUUAAAGAUCAUUGUUUGCCAAUUCUAUACAUCAUACUAAAAGCUGAGUGUUAGCACUUUAAUCUUAUAGUCAUUACCAUUAUGCUGCACUACAGAGCCAGAACAACUGAAAAUGCACAACUGUCCAAAUAUUUCUGGACAGCGCUGUUUGCGUUUUAGCUCAAGAUGGUGAGACUUGUGUGAGUGUUUAGAAAAAGCCAGCGGUCCUGAAAUAUUUCAGUUAUAUUCAGGCAUUGUAAGCUGUGUUGAUGGAGUUGUAUUCACCAUGCUGCAGUCUUGUGUGUGUUGUGUGGGUGUGCAUUAGUGUAUGGACAGAGCCACGCGGAGGGUUCCAGUGGAGGGGAUGCAGAGUGGACUCGACUGUGAGGGGUGAUGACAGUGACUCCUAUGAACAUAUGCCUCUCUGCUCCCGUCCCUCUCCCCAUAUUCUCAGGCAGGCCCAUUGCAAGGAGAGUCCCGGGACCCUCUCAACCCAGUUUUCCCCAUGGGAAAUAUCUGACAUUAACCGUAGCACAUGUUUGCCAUAUAACCCGUAGAUCUAGUAGGAAGUACAACCUUGUAUGUAUGAUGAAUGAUGGAGUUAUGUAAUAGGAGCCUGAUGAAAAGAUGUUUUAUUCUUCUGUGGUGCAUUGACUGCCUAGAAUACAUACAUGUGCACACUCUUGCUGUCACACUUCUUCUGACACCUGCACUAUCCCAGGUAUUGACACAUCCACACCCUCCCACCACCCCAUCCUAAGCCAGUGAUGUGUAAACAUGGACCACAUUUAGCCAGCACCACAUUUCUGUGUUGCCCCCACCCCACCCCCCCCCAAAAUGGAAAGCAAAGACGGGUGUUUACGUAUAAAUUAUGUUCUUUAGAAAAAGAAAACGCCGUGAAGUGAACUAUUUUGACCUUAUAUUGUCAUUAGUGUGACACUAUUUAGCUGCACUAUGAGAGCCUCGUUUGUGGUAAGAAACCACUGGGUCUGGUCUGGAUGAGAGACAGGCUGGUUGUGUCGCUAGCUGUCCCAUUAAACCACAGCAACACCCCUAGAUAUUGGACUCGGUACAACUGGUGGUUUCAGCUCUUAGAGGACAAAAAAAAAGAAGAUAUUUUAAGCAAUUUUUUUUAAUGUUCCCAUUAUAUAUUUGAGAAAGCUGGGUAAGUGCUAUAUGCAAACAGAAAAAGAUGUAUGAAAGAAUUAUUUUUCAUUAUUACUUCUCCCUAAUAUGCAAUGGAGUGUAGUGUAACAAUGGUUGCAAUCCUGUCACUUUAAUGCUGUAUGUGCACAUUGGUUGCUGUGUGGAUGUGGGUGCCGAGGCAACAGGACUUGACAAUGAUGGGAACUAAUGGUUGUCAUUCUGCAGCAGCGCUGUGUUCCCAGACUGCCUUAUUCGUUCUGACCAAUCACAAGAGCCCUUUAAAUCCUGGGCUGCAGCCACUGCCACAGGCUGACCAAGCUGUCAUCAGACGAAUAUCGCUAUUCUAUUUACUUCUGCUUUUCCUCGCUUCUUUUUUUUUUGUCUUUUAUUUCUUUUGCUAUCAGGUAGGAUUUGGAGCCUGUAAAUGGCAUAAUCAUGUUCACACUUAACUGUCUGUCGUCUGUAUCUGCUUCACCAUUCAAGGAGAAAAAAAAAGUCGUUUUCCAGUAUAACCUGUUCAUUUUUAAGAGCCGUAUGAUGCGACACUUGUAGCUGUCACUCUUGGUGCUUGGCUUAUGCUUCAUUGUCUUAAUAUUCCAAAUAAAACUGUUAAGUGUAAUCCACACUGGCCCAUGAUACAA